AUUAUGUCUGGCGAUCGGAUUUGGAUAUCAUAUUUGGUCAAAGUGUGCACAAAUCAGACUCGUUGAUUGCAUUCAAUGUGCCCGAGGCCGCGAAAUCAAACCGCCCGGAACAACAACAACAACAACAACAACAACCAGAACAAGAACAAUAUGCACAAUCGGCCUACUAUUCCCAGUGGGACAAUCUUCGAGCCAUGUCACCGGAAUUUUUCAAUCUGGCUCUUGUACUCAUGCUUCUGGGUUUGCGCUAUCCGAGUGUGUUCUGGUACACCAGUCGGGCAUUCUCAUUCGUGUUCUCUUUGCUCCUCUUACUGACCGGAUUGCACGUGUUGAUCGAGUUCUGUGCGGCCAGUGUCCUGGUCAAACUGGCUUGUAAUCGAUCCCUGUUGACCACUCAGGCUUGGAUGAUCAGUCUUCGGUUGAUCACCAACCCGGUGCACAGACAAUCGUCAAGUCACAUGGUCAAUGCCGCCGGUGGUGGUGAUGCGGUCACUCUGAAAGACCCGAACGCGGAUGGUACGAUGAGUGAUGAAACGGCAGAUUUGAAUCCUUUGGCCUUCAUCAGUCCAUUAGCACUUUCGACCACGGGCACGUUGAUCUUUCUCUGUUUGUUCCUUACCAUUUUCGAGUACGGAUAUCGUCAAUUCACGGAGGAUUUGGCCACCUAUCGUCACUAUUUGGUCGGUUCCUCGAGUGCUACGGGGUUUGGACUGGUUCAGACUGAUCCCUAUCAUCUGAUGGGUGAUGCGGUGGAACGACGA
This is a messenger RNA of Echinostoma caproni, 761 nucleotides long. Lineage: Eukaryota; Metazoa; Platyhelminthes; Trematoda; Plagiorchiida; Echinostomatidae. The record is from the annotation of a GenBank genome assembly.